AUGGGCCUCAUAUCUGACUGUGUCAUUUAUUCCCUUCCUCCCCGACCGGUUUUGCGAUCAGUAAUCGAUACAUAUUUCAUCCAUGUCCAUAACCAACCGUAUUCCUACUUCCAAGAAUCCUCAUUUCGACAGAGAUUGGAAAGCAACCUUCUGCCUCGGUGUUUGGUGUUGGCCGUCCUAGCAUCGGCAGUCAAGUUCUCUACCCACGAGUAUUAUGCAGGCAGGGCUCGUGAAGCGACAGAAAAGUAUGCGCGGGAGUCAUGGAUGUCUGUGCUGACAGACUACAUGGCAGCAGAAGAGAACAUGAACAUCCAUGUCGUCCAAACAGUCAAUUUGCUGGCCGUGGUUGACUAUACAGGUGCGGUCACAGCCUAUUUGAAAAUACCGACGGCCCUUGCUAACGCUCCAGCAGCUGGUCGAGUAAGCGCUGGAUGGCUGAAGAUCGGCCUCGCGGCGCGAAUAUCCCAGGACCUGCACCUCAUGAAGGAACCCGAUGCGUGGCUGUCAUAUGCAGAGCAGGAGGAAAGAAGGCGGUCAUUCUGGUCCGCAUACCUCGUGGAUAAGCUUAUAUCCUGUGGAAAGUCACGGCCACUCGCCAUCCUCGACGAGGACUGCCAUCUUCAACUACCAUGUGACGAAGACACGUUCCAGAAAGGGGAGUGGAAGAAGACACAGACGCUCGGAGAGCUUCUCAGCUGGAAUACGCAGAUGGUGGAACGCCCUAGCCCCUUCGCCUUGGCCAUCCUGAUGGCUUCCAUCUUCGGGCGAUGUACACGAUACGUCCACCAAAGAUGUCGCGCAGAUGAAAUCCCUCCAUGGGAUACAACAUCCGAAUUCUCGGCAAUUUCGUCUUCCUUGUUGUUGCUAGAAUCUUAUUCCACCCUCGGAAGUCGCCCCAUAUCCGAGGUCAUUCAAAACGGCGAACAGGGUCCGCAGGAAAUCGGCUAUUUGGUAUUUGCACAUACGCUUUUUCAUUUGUGCCAUUGUCUCCUGAACCAUCCAUUUCUGGUCCGAUUGGGACUGAAGCCUUUUGGAUCCAAGACACCCACAAGCUUCCCCGUCAGGGCCCUCCGAGCCAGUUGGGAUCAUGCUAAGCAACUAUUGGACCUCAUCCAUGACGCCAGGGAGGCCGGAUGUCUGGUGGAGUCGUCAUUCUACGCAUAUUGCAUUGCAGUGGCCGGUGGAAUACACUCGCUGGGAGCAUCGCUGCUAGUAUCGCCCGGUAGCCCUGGUUCAGAGACGCGCACCCAGGACUCGGCGUAUUACUUCCAGCAGACUCUGGACUGGCUGGAUAGACUAGGUCUCUUUUGGGUUCAUGCUGGAAAUAUGGUACCGCCCCUCCGGUUGAUGAUGGUCAUGUCGUAUUUAGGUUAA
Molecule: messenger RNA, 1374 nt
Organism: Aspergillus terreus NIH2624
Lineage: Eukaryota; Fungi; Ascomycota; Eurotiomycetes; Eurotiales; Aspergillaceae
Product: fungal specific transcription factor domain-containing protein
Exons: 2
Coding region: 1-1374 (457 amino acids)
Biological process (GO): DNA-templated transcription
Cellular component (GO): nucleus
Molecular function (GO): zinc ion binding; DNA binding
Source: RefSeq, a predicted model, not a curated record